Messenger RNA from Vollenhovia emeryi, 1090 nucleotides. RefSeq names its product putative gustatory receptor 28b. The annotation marks the transcript as partial. Gene Ontology annotation, biological process: sensory perception of taste. Gene Ontology annotation, cellular component: dendrite; axon; neuronal cell body. The transcript is spliced from 6 exons. The record is from RefSeq and is a predicted model, not a curated record. Lineage: Eukaryota; Metazoa; Arthropoda; Insecta; Hymenoptera; Formicidae.
GCUAAUUUAAUAAAAUUUUGAUAAAAUUUUUACCAUACACACUGCUUUACAGUUUACACAUUACUAUAAAAUGCAUUGUUACAAGUGUAUCUUAUGUAUAUUUAUUUAAGAAAGAAUAUUAAAGUUCUAUAUUUUCUCUUGCUGCUUAGAAAUUCCACAUAUGUAUAAGAAAACUCAAUUUAGUGAACGAUACAUUGGAAGAACUUGGAAUGCCAAAAGAUUAUCAUAGAUUGAAAAAUUUGAUAAAAUGGGCCUUGAUUGUAUUCAUUGUUAUGACAUCCGCCGCAUACAUUGUUGAUUCUUUAUUGUGUAUAGAGGCAUAUAAUGAAAUAAAAGCCAUAAUCAUCCCUAUUAUUAUGGAUUAUAGUUCAUGUAUUAAUACCAUCGUUGAUAUAAUAUUUACGGUUCUUCUAAGACACAUCGGUUCUAGAUUGGAUGAAAUAAAUAACUGUAUUAUGCAACUAUCAGAAACGGAAAACUAUGGACCUAGAUACAAAGGGAAAAGAUGUCUCGUCGUUAACAGUGUCGGAAGUGUUGAGAGUCGCAAGCACAUAUUAUGGACCGUAAUGCAUCUUCAUUUGGAACUCUGCCGAGUAGCUCGCAAUAUAAAUGGGUUUUUUGGAAUUCAAAUAACUCUGCAGAUGCUGUCCUAUUUCGUUAUUCUAAUCGGGAUGUUUAAUCUUCACUACAACGCAAUAUUAAAACCAAUAAAAAUAUAUGACGAUGAUACAGCGCUAAAAAUAUUGCUUUCUACUAACACGUGGUUUAUCAUAUAUUUAAUGAAACUAAUAUCAUUGAAUCAUAUAUGCGAAAGUGUUAGCGCUAAGGCGCAAAAGACCAAGGACGUUAUCCAUAAAUUAAUAAAUCGUCUAUGUUUUGCCGAAAUACGCGAAGAGAUGUCCCAAUUUGCUUCGCAAAUAAUAUUACGACCGUUAAAGUUUAGCGGAUUGGGAAUGUUUUACUUUGGCUACGAUUUUAUUCGUAAGUUCUUCAUCUCGACUGUCUCCGUCGUUCUUUUUAUGGUGCAAAUGGAUGUUGCUCCUAUAAUGUUUAUCAAGUAUAAUAUGACACAAAUAGAAAAAAAUCACAA